GGCCGGACGGCGUAGAAUCUUCGUCGUCCGAGAGACAUCGAACGCGGGGCCUAACCCCGAUUGAAAAAACUGCGGCAUAGAUGUCUUUUUUGAAAGAUGUUCAGCUGCUGCUUUUUCAGAAUGUGCUGCCAAUUUUGCCAUAUAUGGAAGACACUUGCUGAAAUUAUUCAGCCUCUCAUUGGUUAUCACACACCUCAAGCGAAUGUCACCAAUGAAAAGCCGAGAACCGGCACCAUUCUAACAAAAAAAAGAAUAAAUGGUCACCAGUCCAUCUUUUUGGCCCCGGCAUAAGGCACCGGCAGGCAAACAUAAGAGAAAAAAAUGCUGUCCCUGAAAUCAUUCCGCACUCUUCUCUGCCGUGUUCAGGCCACUGCCUGCAGGACCUUGACAACUUCAGGAAGUCAACCCAGAAAUGCCAAGGUUGGAUUCAUCGGCCUGGGGAACAUGGGAGGACCAAUGGCAGAGAACCUCCUCAGCCAGGGCCACCAGGUGUCUGUGUAUGACGUGUCCGCUGAGGCGGUGUCCCGUCUGGGCGGCCUGGGCGCGGCGCCGUGCCGCACGCCGGCGGCCGUGGCCGCAGCCAGUGACCAGGUGGUCACCAUGCUGCCUAACAGCCAGCACGUGCAGGCCGUGUUCGCCGGGCCCGACGGUCUGCUCAGCGCGGUGAAGCCCGGCACCCUGAUGGUGGACAGCAGUACUAUUGAUCCCGCCGUCUCCCAAGAGAUGGCGCUGGCGGCCAAGGACAAGUCUGCUGUCUACAUGGACGCGCCCGUGUCUGGAGGUGUCCCGGCGGCGCGCGGCGGCACGCUCACGUUCAUGGUGGGCGGCCCCGAGGAGCACUUCGCCGCCGCCAAGGCUCUGCUGGAGGCCAUGGGCAAGAACAUUGUGCAUUGCGGCGACGUUGGCAUGGGCCAGUCGGUGAAAAUCUGCAACAACAUGAUGCUGGCCAUCUCGAUGAUCGGCGCGGCGGAGACCAUGAACCUGGGGGCCCGGCUGGGGGUGGACCCGAAGCUGCUGGCGGGCAUCCUGUCGACCAGCACGGGCCGCUGCUGGGCCAUCGACACCUACAACCCGGUGCCGGGCGUGUUCGAUAACGUGCCCUCCUCCAACAACUACCAGGGCGGUUUCGGCACGGCUCUGAUGUGUAAGGACCUGGGCCUGGCGCAGUCGGCGGCGGCGGCCACCGACUCGGCCACUCCGCUGGGCGGCGCCGCGCUGCAGAUCUACCGACUGCUCGUCAACCACGGCCUCGGCCAGCUCGACUUCUCGGCCGUCUACAAGUACAUCUCGGAGCGCCAGUAGAGGUGGGCGACGACCUCCACCAGUACACUACAUAGAGCUGGACGGCGCCCUCCACCAGUACAUCUCGGAGCGCCAGUAGAGGUGGGCGAGGGCUCACUGGAGUCCUCCCUCCCCUCUCGCGCUCCCUCCCCCACACAGCGGCGCCAGCACUCCAUAUAUCUGAUCCUCUCUGGACUUGACAAACAGCGAUACCGUCCAGGCCCGAGGUCGGUCUGCGGCCCUGAGUUCGGGCCGAGGGGCGGGUGUAAGUACGUCCGAUUGUGCAGAAUUGUGACUGAAGGACAGGGUUCGCCGAUUGAAGGACGGCCAGGGAAUGUGCUGAACACUGAGCGGGAGGCCACGGCUGGUUCCAUCGGUUGUAGGUGGUGCCGACUGCCGACCAUAGUUUUGAUACCAUGUGAUUGUCUCGUCGUCUCGGUGGUGGAACUUUUCACGACUCGUCUUAUAUCGUGGUUCAUUCUCGUCCUAGCUGAUCUUUGCGCUAGUGUCUCGCUUUUCGAGCGGCAAUGGACGGGUAACAUCUGUGUUCUGAAAUCAUGUCCUCUCAGCAGUCUUAUAAGUGGAUUGUAUGUCGGACCUCCGCUACUUUCUUUCAUGUGCUGGCAAAAUGUUCCUCCAUUGAGCAUGCGUAAGAAAAGGUAGGCAUUGAUUAGGUGCACUUCAUUACCAUUUUCUGACUUGUCAAUGAUGGGAUAAAUUCAUGAAUCUAUGUUUGAAGUUGAAUUUUAGGCUAUUUCGGUAAGUUCUUUUUUGGUGCAAUUAGCCUAGGUGUAGUCCGAUCCGAUUUUUAUGCUUUCGUGUAUGAUCCUUGAAAGUGAUAUUUGUUUUUGAGACCAUCUGAACCAGUGCAAUACCAGUGCGACGCGGAUUUUGAGUGAAAGCUAUGUAUGUGUCGAACUAGGUAGUUAUAACGAUGUUAUUCAACGAACAACGCAAAAUAAAAUAAAGACAAUGAA
This is a messenger RNA of Amphibalanus amphitrite, 2258 nucleotides long. Its product is annotated as 3-hydroxyisobutyrate dehydrogenase, mitochondrial-like. Gene Ontology annotation, molecular function: NADP binding; NAD binding; 3-hydroxyisobutyrate dehydrogenase activity. NCBI's taxonomy places the organism in Eukaryota, Metazoa, Arthropoda, Thecostraca, Balanomorpha, Balanidae. Gene Ontology annotation, cellular component: mitochondrion. Gene Ontology annotation, biological process: L-valine catabolic process. The transcript has 8 exons. The coding region runs from base 322 to 1302 and encodes 326 amino acids. The record is from RefSeq and is a predicted model, not a curated record.